Molecule: messenger RNA, 808 nt
Organism: Podarcis raffonei (Aeolian wall lizard)
Lineage: Eukaryota; Metazoa; Chordata; Lepidosauria; Squamata; Lacertidae
Gene: CRYBA2
Product: crystallin beta A2
Exons: 5
Coding region: 17-676 (219 amino acids)
Biological process (GO): visual perception; lens development in camera-type eye
Molecular function (GO): structural constituent of eye lens
Source: RefSeq, a predicted model, not a curated record
CAAGCCAGGCUAUAUAAUGCUGCUGGGGUCCCCCAGCACCACCACUCUUGCCUCCGUGCACUGCCAGCCAACGGAAGAGCUGCCCAUGACCAGCCAGCACAUGGAGACCCUGGGUCAAUUCAAGAUAACCGUCUGGGAGGAAGAAAACUUCCAGGGGAAGCGCUGUGAGUUUCUGAUGGAGUGUCCCAGCAUCAUGGAACGUGGCUUCCGCAAGAUCCGCUCCAUCAAGGUGGAAAGUGGCCCCUGGGUGGGGUUUGAGUACCCUGAAUACCAAGGACAGCAAUUCAUCUUGGAGAAAGGAGACUACCCUCGGUGGGAGGCCUGGAGUGGGAACAGUGGCUACAGGACCGAGCACCUGCUCUCCUUCCGGACUAUCAAGUGUGCUAACCACAGUGACAGCAAAGUGACCCUGUAUGAGGCAGAGAACUUCCAAGGACGCAAGUUUGAGCUCAGCGAUGACUAUCCAUCCCUGCAGGCCAUGGGCUGGGGCAACAAGGAGGUGGCUUCUAUCAAGGUCAAUUCUGGAGCAUGGGUGGCAUAUCAAUACCCAGGGUACCGGGGCUACCAAUAUGUCCUGGAGCGGGACAGACAGAAUGGUGAAUACAAAAAGUACAGCGAAUACAGCACCCAGGCCCACACCAACCAGAUCCAGUCCAUCCGCCGUGUCCAGCACUGAGCUGUGUCUUAGCAGCAGCAGCAUUGGCCCUCCUGCACUCCACCAGCACCCCCCACACCUGCCUCUGCGCCCAAGGGCCCGCCAAGCAGUAGACCUGCACCUGGUAGCCAAUAAAGGCAUUUACCAAACCCA